This is a messenger RNA of Amoebophrya sp. A25, 6244 nucleotides long. The record is from the annotation of a GenBank genome assembly. Lineage: Eukaryota; Dinophyceae; Syndiniales; Amoebophryaceae.
ACGACGACGUGGACAAGAGAGAGAACGCUGCUCGCAGGGGCGAUGUAGGUGCGCUUGUGGUGGUGCCUGGCCUGCCGCCCACCACCCCUGUCCAGGCGUUCUUGGAGCGGCGUGGAUGGUUCAAAGAUCGCGCUCGGAAAUUUGGCAACUGGAUAGCAAGUAAAGUCCCGGGAUGGCAUACGGGUCCGUCCGGUGGCUUGAUGCCUGUCGAGGACAAUAAAAAUACGGGCGCGUUGUAUGUAGUAUAGCAGGAAAUCGCCACGACUGAUAGUUCAUGUCGUCAAUCGUCCAUGAGGGUAUAGUAAGCAGAAUCAACAUCAGAAGAGCAUGUAUAGCGGCAUAGAGGGUACAUGACAUACAGAUACAGUUGGCCGAGAGAUGCGUGGCAGUCUGUUCUCUACUGACAUUUGUGAACACUGAUACUGAAAAACAUCACUUCUAACCAAGAAGCUGCUGAGGAGCUUUUCAGAAAAGUCUGCGAGAAGUUGGCCAGGAUGGGAAAAUUUUUACGACAGGUUGUUGUGAUUAUAUAUUUGUGCCAGGCUUCUUCACUAUUCCAGCGUAGCUCGCUGUGAUCCCAUGUCCAACAAUGUACUCUACUUACUUCGUUCAGACCUUCGUUCAGACUCAGCAACCACCUCACUGCGCAUGAACAAUAAUCAAUGAUCAUAUAUUUUUGAUAGUUUUUUUAUUAGUUAGUUUUUCUCCUUGGGCAUUGAGCUCAUCUGAAGACCUGCUGCAUCAUCACCCAUGACGACCAUUUUCUUGUCUGAUCACCUUUUUUAUCCUCCUUCAUUUUUAUCAACUUUUCAACAUUCUGAAAACCUGACAGGUUGAAUAUUACUGUAUUGCCUGUCAACUAGUACUCUGAUUCUUGGUUAAAGUUAACGACCUUGUAAGUACUGCAUACUGUUAGUUAUUGCUUAUUUUCCCUCCUGCUUCUAUCAACGUGCUGGCACUUGUCCGCAAAAGUGUAUCAGCAUGUAAAUGACAAGAAGUCGGAGUGUCUAAUAUUAGUGGGGAACUAUCUGAAGUCAGCGGGCAUGUAUCUUCAGUCUGUCCUGCUCGACGGUUUUUUGGGCAGCGUACUCGGCGUUUUUUCGCGGCACAUGGUGGGCCUGUUCCUGCAGUCUUUUAGUGGCGUGGCAGCGCUAACUGCAGCCCGGCCGGUGAUCAGUAUUUUUCUCGGAAAGCUGUUGGAAUCCGUCGUGGACAUGGCUCACCUCGGAGCAAAGAUCGUGCCCUUGCUCUUCUCAGUGCUGGACAAAAUGGUAAUGGCGCAGGACUUCCUAGGCAGCCUUGUUUUCGCACCGGCUAGGGUCAAUGAGCUCUGGGACGAGAUCAAGAACCACUUUGACCGGCAUGGCGACGAAGACAACCCGGCUGGGAACGGCAAGCAUCCCUCUUCUGGUGGCCAUGGCUCCUCUUCGUUUUUUGCACUUAAGGGUUUCCAAAUUGCAUAUUCCACUACCAUCCUUGACCUCUUUCCUGGUAGGGAAAAGCUAAGGAUGUUCUGGGGAAUGUAAUGCUGCGAUCUCUAAUGUGCGAAGCUCUCCGGAGAGUUCAAGUGCGUCCGGAUCUUCCGGUACCAUCUUUUACAGCCCGUGUCUCAUCAAGGAUAAGGUCGCCUGACCCCACAAAUAAGUAUUAUAUGAUGUGCCCAUUAGUACUUUUACUCGCGUCGCUACAUACUGAAACUGAAUCAGGCAGGAUUCAUAAGUUGUCACGAGGUUCAUCAAGAAUGAGUGAGUGAGUAUUAAUAUGUGUUCCUGCUGUACUAGUUAUACAUAUGAAGGUCUCGACACAACAAAAGUGUUGACUUAAGUACUAGCUAUGGGCGCCCGAUAACAUGACACCCCUCCCACUAGGAUCCCUCUCCUCCCGAAAAUAAGAAACUAAGCACGGCCUGCCUGCGUGGGUUUUGCUCGUCUUGUCUCUCCUCUUUCUUCAUCUCAUGGCCGAAAAUUUUCCGCGUUUUUUCGCCGUCUUGGGAUUGACUUCGCUGGGCUUGAAGGGCUAAAGCCCCAAAGUUUUCGACUUUCGGCACUUUCUGCGAAAUUCAUUCAAAUUCCGAAAAUUUUCCGCGUUUUUUCGUCGUUUUGGGAUUGGAUUCCGUGGGUCUGAGGCGCUAAUAAAGCCCCAAGGCUUUCGACUUUAAACACUCUGGCGGGGAUUCAACUCCCUGGGCUCGAAUUUUUCAAAUUUCGAACAUUUUCCACGUUUUUGCGUCGUUUUGGGAUUGAAUUCCGCGAGUUUGAAGCGCUAAAACCCCAAGGCCUUUGACUUUAAGCACUUUCGCUGGGGUUUAAUCUCUUGGGCUCGAAUUUUUCAAAUUUCGAAAAUUUUCCGCGUUUUUUCCUCGUUUUGGGGUUGGGUUCCGUGGGCUUGAAGUGCUAAAGUCCCAAAAUUUUUGAUUUUAGGCCCUUUCGUUCCCUGGCAUUCAAUUUCUUGGACUCGAAUUUUUCAAGUUUCGAAAAUUUUCCACGUUUUUCUGUAGUUUUGGGAUUGAAUUCCUUGAGUUUGAAGUGCUAAAGUCCCAAAGUUUUUGACUUUAAGCACUUUCGCUGAGUUUUAGUCUCCUGGUCUCGCAUUUCUCAAAUUUCCAAAAUUUUUUAUGUUUUUUCGUCGUUUUGGGAUUGAAUUGUGUGAGUUUGAAGUGCUAAAAUCCCAAAAGUUUUGACUUUAAGCGCUUUCUCUGGAAUUCAAUGUCCUGGAUUUCGGUUUUUCAAAUUCCGAAAAUUUUGCGCGUUUUUUCGCCGUUUCGGGAUUCAAUUCUGUGAGUUUGAUGAAGUGGUGCUAAAGCCCCAAAGCUUUUGACUUUAGGCGCUUUCUCUGAGAUUCAACUUCUUGGCCUCGAGUUUUUCUUAAGUUCAUGGCUUCGUGGUUUCAUGGUUUCUUUUCGUGGUUUCUUGGUUUCUUGGUUUCAUUCCUGGGCUCAUGGGUUUGGGGUUUGUUGGUUUUUGUGUCGGAGGUUGUGGGUUUGGGUGUUGGAGGUUGAGGCUUCGGAGGGGAAGCGUUUGCUGAAUUUUAUUUCUCUUAAUAUUCUUUGGUUGCUGAACCCGAUAGAGAUCGUACUUCUGAUGAUCAUGAAGCAAUGACCGCUGAUGUUUCUUGGUGGAGGUGGUGGGACGCGGGUGAUUCAUUUGCGCCUCCAUCGUCUUCAUUCGAAACGCCUUGGACAUCAUUUGCCUGCCUCUCUGUGACACGACGGCGGAAUAGCUUUCCGACUACUUAUUGAUUUAACACAGCUGUUAAGAGUUCGUUUGUCAGAUGAGAUGCAUCCUCACGAGGGCUGUGCCUGGCUAUUUUCCAGAGGACUUUUUUUUUAGAAGUAAACAACUGGAAAAGGCGCCAGGCAGGGACACUUACGGCGAUGCGACUUUUGUACUACUGGCCGCUCUAAGAAAUCUGGCGCCAACACAGAGGAGGCGAGAAAUGGCCUGCGACGUCGGGUAUCGCUUCCGACCAAACCGGACGAAGGGCAAACUUGGUCAACACCACGUCGCGCGGCUUCCAUUUCUGACGGGUCAACACUGCAGCGUGGCAUGAAUGGAACCACGGCGAUGCGAUAUGCAGGAGAGGUAUCCUCCUCCUUGAAUGUCAUGGGUGGAGUGGAGAAGGUGAUGACAAGUAGAAGAACCUCGACUUCUGGUGGCCCACGAACUACAAGCAGCGCGUCUUCCGAUUCUACAAAAUCAAUUCGUGGCUCUACAGAAGCGACGAGUCGUGCUCUCGUCAUGGCGUCGAGCCGUGCUCUUGUUCCGACAGCGUCCUCACUGGCUGGACACGACAGCUUUUCCUCGUUUUUAUGAAGAUGACUCAGUCAUUUGAAUUUGAUUUCCUUCGCCCCGUGCUUUCGCAAAGCCCAGACACGUUUUUGAGCAUUCAGAUUCACACCACCACCAGUUUGGGGAUUGCGUAACUUUGUAUGGGAGUAGUUGUGUUUGACCAGGAGCAGAGUAACUACUUAGCGAAAAGACGAAUUUGGUACAUGAAAUACAAGGCGUGAAGAACGGGAAGAUGUGGUAAGUUUUUGCGUCGUUUGGCCGAAAGAGUUUUCAGCAGCUAUGCUGUUUCUAGAUCCGCGCCCACCGGGUUGUAUAUAAGAUACAGCGUCACGACACUUAUAUAUAAGCACUUCGAAGUAAGUAGAUUUUAUUUGUUGCUAACAACAGUUGUUUUUGAUCGUGAAGAUCUUCAUCCCCCGGAACCCAUGAAGACCCCCGGAACCUGGUUCGCCUCCCCUGGUAGUUGCUUUCAUGCAGAGGGAGCAGCACCAAUGAUCCGAUGCCGGCAACCGCGUUUCUCGAUGUGCAGCGUAAAUCGAUCUUCGGUUCUACUUUUUCGGAACUCAAGGACAGUCUGGAGAGGGAGCUUAUGGGGCCGUGGACUAAUCCCGAAUCGCUUGGGGACUUUAUCGCGAGCUGCAAGGAAAAGCUGCUCGAAGUGGUGGCAAACUCGCUGGAGACUCUCGAACACUUCUUCUUCCUUACGUAAAUACGUGCCUUGCGUAAAUAGUUCGCACUCUUCACACUUCAAUCAAAUUUUGAAAAGUUGUAAGAGCACAGUGCUAGUUCUUGUUCUUGUUGAUAGUAGUUGCUCAAUAGUGCGCUUUUUUUCGUCACAGAGAAGUGCAACGUCGACUGAUCUAGGCCUCGCUUUUGUUCUUGUUUCACUAGUCUGCUGUCUGAGACUGCAUAUACAUAACUGAUUCACUGGAAAAUACGCGAGAGGGCUUUUCUAUUCCUUAACCCUAUAGGUCCUAGACGAUUCUCUACCUUCUCCUAGUGCUGUAGUUUGUCUCGCCAGUCACUAGUUGUCCUGAAGAAGUGAGUGCUCUACCUUUCGCUUCGAUGAUAGAUUAUGCCAACUAAAAGUAUAGCCGUACCUACCGCAUGUGAAGCAGCAUGGAGUUCUUCUAAUUUCGACGGCAUCCUCGCUGGCGUUUUGUCUCUCUUGGUGAAUGGGCUUACUCGCAUCAUCACUGCAGCCAUCGUAAAUGUCGCGCCUUCCGGUCUCACAGAAAUCGUCACAGUCGUGUUACCGCAGGCGUUGUGGGGGAUCCUUCAAUCGCAAAUGAAGUCUAUUGAAACAUUGGUGAUCUUAUGCUGGUGGCUAUUGGCGUACCACGAGAGUGAACACAUUUUCAACAAGUAGAAGACAGUCUCAGCAAGUGCAUAGAGGUAAAAUCUGUAGAUGUCUAUACAGGCUGUUGCGGUGGACGUUGCUGCGAUCGUUGUGACCUGCUACUUUCAAAAAUGAGUUGGAAAAAGUGAUUCGAAAAGUGAUCCGAUUCCUUUCGUCGGUUUUUCGAAUCAAGAAGAUGAAGAUCAUGAUCAUGAAUUGCCCAUAAAUUCACGUUCGUCGGAUUGAAUGGCGCGUGUGUAAGUAUCCCUGCAGGAGGCCCCUAAAAAAGCCCCUUCCACCUUCAUUUGCCGAAGCGUUUAGAGACUCGAAAAUCCUGAGGAACACCGCAGAAGCGCUGCAGGAGCACAUUUUUGGAGACAACGGGGUCGGCAACAUUGACGGGUGGCUAGCCAAAAAAAGCGAGAUGUUUACGCAUGGUGACUUUUCGCUGUAGUUUUUUGCUUAUAAUACUCAUCGAUGGUUCAUCGGAGAUCCCUCGAUGAUUCGGAGAUCGUUCGUAGAUAUUAUUUGCAAUAUAAAAGAACAAUUAUAAUACUCAGGCUGUAAGAUACUGGUCCACCUUGGUGCUCCCCAAUUGUUUAAUGCUUGUGCUACUUUAUCAUAGUGAUAGUUUAUUACCUCUAGGCCCUUCGUCGUAUUAUAUCAUUUAUUUGUUUCCGGAAUCCGGACAACUAGAACUAGGCCUGGCCAGUAUCUUGCUAAUAGCUCUCCUGUCAACUACAUUUGGGAAAUCCAUACACAGUUUUUUAUCUAUGUACCGGCUCGUUUUUACCUCUAGCGUGUAGCCCUUCCAAACAAACUGUUUUUUAUGUAUCAGAAAUACUAACUUAGAAAGAUGGCGACGUGACACUCUAAGAGUUUAGAAUUCUUCAACGAGAAAAUUGUUGAGAGGCUGAGGACUCUGGUGGACGGCGUUGAUCAAGCCGAAGAAAAGCGGAAAUCUUUGCAACGCUCGAACUCCAGGCCUUCGGCAGCGUCGACCGAUACAGGUGACACGACAUCAUCGACCGAUACGACGAGUUUGGAAUCUUCUGAACCUGAAGCUUCGUCUGGAUCGUGGGACUGGGGGAGUUUGGGAUCUAAAGUUUCGUCUGGG